Messenger RNA from Passer montanus (Eurasian tree sparrow), 1278 nucleotides. RefSeq names its product N-acetyltransferase 9 (putative) (gene NAT9). The transcript has 6 exons. The record is from RefSeq and is a predicted model, not a curated record. Gene Ontology annotation, molecular function: N-acetyltransferase activity. Gene Ontology annotation, biological process: protein acetylation. NCBI's taxonomy places the organism in Eukaryota, Metazoa, Chordata, Aves, Passeriformes, Passeridae. Bases 234 to 857 code for a protein of 207 amino acids.
AGGCGGCGGGGUCGGUGCGCAUGCGUAGAGGGCGGGCAGGGUCCCGGUUCCCGUCCCCGUCCCGGGGGUCCCGUCGGGAUGGCGGGGCCGGGAUUCGGGCCUGUUAAUGCGGCCGCAUUGCUGCGAGCCGCCCCGUGAGAGCCGCCCCUCGCUACCUAAAGCCGCCAGGCCGCGUUGCCCCCUCACCGGCGGCACGGAGUGCGGUGCUGGCUGUCUCCCUCAGAGCAGCGGCCAUGAGGGUUAACCAGGACAUGGUGCUGCGGGGCAAGAAGGUGACGCUGGUGCCCUACACGGCUGCGCACGUGCCGCGGUACCACGAGUGGAUGCAGUCGGAGGAGCUGCAGCGCCUGACGGCCUCGGAGCCCCUCAGCCUGGAGCAGGAGUACGAAAUGCAGCGCAGCUGGAGGGAGGACGCUGACAAGUGCACCUUCAUCGUGCUGGACUCGGAGCGCUGGCCUGGGCAGGAGGAGGAGAGCUCCAUGGUUGGGGAUGUGAAUCUCUUCCUCACCAACGCCGAGGACCCCACCCUGGGCGAGAUUGAAAUCAUGAUUGCAGAGCCCAGCUGCCGUGGCAGAGGGUUUGGCAAGGAGGCAACUCUGCUGAUGAUGGCCUAUGGAGUGAGAAAACUGGGGAUCACCAAGUUUGAGGCUAAGAUUGGUCAGGAAAAUGAAGCCAGUAUCUGCAUGUUCAAAAAGCUUCACUUUAAGGAGGUUGCUGUGAACAGCAUUUUCCAGGAGGUGACGCUGAGGCUGGAUGUCAGUGAGCAGGAGAGACAGUGGCUCCUGGAGCAGACAAACCACGUGGAGGAGAAGAGUUAUGCUGAACUGAAGCAGCCAGCUGGGGUGCUGGACACCUGACAGACACCCCCAGACACCAGCUGGGUUUCCAGGGAGAAGUUGGACUUUGUUGCAAGGUCUGGGUGUGGAGAACACCAGAGAGCCAGCACUGGAAUUUUUCUGUUCUCCAACAGCUGAACUCUUCUUCAGCUGCUUUGUCAUCUUGUCAACUUUGCACUUUGCUCCACCAGCCAGGAUUACUGCCUGAAAUUUGAACCUGGGGAACAGCCACUAACUCACAGGUUUGGCUAGGAAUUGCUCUUUUAUUUGCUGUUCCAACAGAGCUUAAAAUCACCAGCAGUUGAUUCCUGGACAAGCAGAAACUUCUCCCACUGCUCUUAAAUCCAGAUUCAUCAGUGAGGAGGUUUCAUAUACUGGCAGCUCAUUCUUUUUUACUCUUGAAUUAAUAAAAAAUAUCACAAAAAUCUGAGGUUCCUGAGCA